AUGACCACAGAAAAAUCAAAUCACUAUGGCGCUGCUACAACGCUCAAGAUUGGCUGCUCCAAGCCUCUGGAGGUGUCGCGGGCAGGUUCAGUCCACACGGUCAUGGCUCGUCCCUACUCAACAGCCAGUGAGGAGAUGUAUACCGCGUCUUUUGCCUUCUUUGAGGCUAUCUGGGACGCAGGUAUCACCCAUUGCUUCGUCAACUUGGGUACUGAUCACCCAAGUAUCAUCGAGGCUAUGGUCAAGGGUCAAAGGGAAGCAAAGGGGAAAUUCCCAAAGAUCAUUACUUGUCCAAACGAGAUGGUAGCCAUGUCCAUGGCUGAUGGAUACGCCCGGUUAACAGGCAAACCUCAAUGUGUCAUUGUGCACGUCGAUGUCGGUACGCAAGGUCUCGGAGCAGCUGUCCACAAUGCUUCCACUGGACGAGCACCCGUACUGGUAUUUGCUGGUCUAUCACCCUUCACACAAGAAGGUGAGCACCGCGGAAGUCGUACAGAGUACAUCCACUGGAUUCAAGAUGUACCAGACCAGAAGCAAAUCGUCUCCCAGUACUGCAGAUACACAGGCGAGAUCAAGACUGGAGCCAACGUCAAGCAAAUGGUCAACCGCGCCUUGCAAUUCGCCACAUCAGACCCCAAGGGGCCAGUGUAUCUGUGCAGUGCACGAGAGAUUCUCGAGGCUGAUCUCAAGCCUUAUUCCCUCAAGCAGGAACAUUGGGAGUCGGUGGAGCUUGGCGGGCUUCCUUCCAGUGCGGUUGAUAAGAUUGCCGAGGCAUUGGCCGGCGCGAAGGCUCCUCUCCUCGUUACAGGCUACAGUGGACGAAACCACAAGAUUCCUGCUGCUCUUGUUGAAUUGGCGGACAAGGUGAAGGGACUUCGGGUGUUGGAUACAGGUGGUUGCGACAUGUGCUUCCCAGCAGAUCACCCUGCUUGGGUGGGUCUGGCGUUUGGUGUUCACGAAACUGUUACCACUGCUGACACCAUCGUCGUCUUGGACUGCGACGUUCCCUGGGUGCAAACUCGUUGCAAGCCUCGUGAAGAUGCAAAGAUCUUCCACAUUGAUGUUGACCCCCUGAAGCAGCAGAUGCCUACCCACUACAUCCAGGCCGACGCACGCUAUAAGGCUGAUGCAUUGACAGCCGUCGAGCAAAUCUCUGCGUCUCUGAACAAGAAGGAAUACGCCAGCAAGCUCCAGGCAAACGCAGCAGAGACAGAGAAGCAGCGCUCUGAGGUCUACGAGAACAAGCUGGCCACUAUUGAGAAAGCCGCGGAACCUCUUGCGGAUGACACAUUCGGUACUGGACAUCUCAGCAAGAAGCUACGUGAUAUGUGCCCUGAGGAUACAAUCUGGGCUAUCGAGGCUGUCACCAACACUGGCUUCGUACACGACAACGUCCGACCCACCAUCCCUGGAUCCUGGCUCAACUGUGGUGGUGGCGGUCUUGGCUGGUCUGGCGGUGGUGCCUUGGGUAUCAAGCUGGCCACAGAUGCUGAGAACGGCGGCACCAACAAGGGCAAGUUUGUUGUGCAGAUUGUAGGAGACGGAACAUAUCUCUUCACAGUACCUGGAAGCGUGUACUGGAUUUCAAGACGAUACAAGAUCCCGGUAUUGACUAUUGUGCUUAACAACAAGGGGUGGAAUGCACCUCGCAGGUCUCUGCUAUUGGUUCACCCUGACGGUCUCGGCUCCAAGGCCACCAACGAAGAGAUCAACAUCUCUUUCGACCCAGUUCCAGACUACGCCGGGAUCGCCAAGGCUGCCGCCGGUGGGGACAUUCACGCUGCCCGAGUAGACAAGGCAUCUGAGCUGGAGAGUGUGCUCAAAGAGGCUAUCGCCAAGGUCCAAGCAGGACAAACGGCAGUGGUUGACGUCAAGGUAGCACCCGACUGCUAA
Fusarium sp. VM40 is the source of this 1893-nucleotide messenger RNA. The record is from the annotation of a GenBank genome assembly. NCBI's taxonomy places the organism in Eukaryota, Fungi, Ascomycota, Sordariomycetes, Hypocreales, Nectriaceae.